Messenger RNA from Symbiodinium sp. CCMP2456, 1968 nucleotides. Lineage: Eukaryota; Dinophyceae; Suessiales; Symbiodiniaceae. The record is from the annotation of a GenBank genome assembly.
AUGGUCAAACGCAAUAGAAACCCUUAUGAGGAUUUCAUGGCGAAAAACCCUACGAUGUUUCCUUGGGGAUCCGACGACGAGAUCCAAGCCGAAAGCAAAGAGCCACCAGACCUUGGCACGGCUGCACUAUCCAUUUCGCCACUGCAGCAGAACAUCGCCGAAGGUUCGAUUUCUUGGGUGCUACCAAGCUCUAGAUUGCUGGCUGGAAAAGUGUUGCAACAUUGCCAAGCCGUGAUAAAACGCUUCCGCUUAGAAUCUGGUGGCUUUGAACUGGUCAUCUACAAGAUUGGCAUUACCCACGAGUGUUCUAGACGAUUCGAGCUGUACCAGGCGAAAGGUUGGGACCAAAUGGUUGUCAUGUACCAGAGUGAUGAGCUCGGGGCAGUCGAGAUGCUGGCCACUGCCAAGCACGUCGUCUCCAUUGCGAAGACCUUCGCUCGGGAGGAUGACUGCAAGGCUUUGCGGGAAAUGGCUAGUUGUCCGGACGGGGAUGCCGAGAAAGCUUUGCAGCGAGUGCUGAAGCAGUACGAUUUGACACUGAAUGUGCCGCUUACACAGAUCGAUUGUGGAGCCCCAUACACAGUUCCAGUGUUGCUACCCGAAGAUUACAUUGGAAGUCUUUCUGAGAAGGGACAUUUACACAGGCUUCUCGGGGGGCCCCUUUAUGACAGUGCUCCGCGACUACGAGCUUUUUGGCAGCGAUACAAGGCAUGGGUACCAGAGCACGAGAUUUGGACGCACGAUUUUUGGGAUCCGGAAAGUACCGUCCCGUUAUUGGUGCACGGCGACGGCGGACGCACGUACAAAAAAGACGAGCUUAUGGUGGUGCAAUUUCAGCCAGUGCUGGGGUGGGGCACACGUGCAUCGCAUCCACUGCCUAAUCGACGUGCUGCAGGUGUCAACGUACAGAAGCACUGUUUUUGCACAAGAUUUCUGUUUGGUGUGCUACAGAAGGGCGCAUACAAGGAGGCACCGGAGAACUUCACAAGGUUCUUGGACGUUUGCAUGCAAAAUCUGUCGAAGUUAUACGUCCAUGGAUUGCACUUGCAAGGCAAACAUCUACGUUUCCUCGUUCUGGGGGUCAAAGGUACGACACAUUAUCCUUUCGAAGAUUUUGGAUCGUCGCCGUCGUGGCUUGCUACAACCGGGGCCAAGAACCCAUGGCCCUGGUCAGUGCUCCCGCCGCAUUUGGAAUAUCUUCCUCAUGUCCGAGAUGACCCGGGCUCCUUCUAUCGCUUCGACGUCAUGCACCUGUACCAUCUAGGAGCUGGCAGAGACUUCUGUGCCAGCUCCCUUGCCAUCCUCCUGCAGCUUUACAAUGGAACCUCCAUUCCUGAAAAUUUAGCUUAUAUGACGGCGGACUUGAGACGCUUCUUGAAGGACACUCAUCGUCAACUUCACUUUAAAGCCCUGACCCGCGAACUGCUUGGCUACAAAAGCGAAUCGUGCUUCCCUACGGGGCACUGGUCCAAGGCCAUGGAUACGCCUGUCAUGAUGGAAUUUGUUUUCUGGCUUUUGCAGCAAGAUCAACAUCAGACAAAACUGGGUGAGGACAAGCUGCUCAGGCUCAUGGCCUCAGCAGCUCACGCCAUGGGUGUUUUUAUGCGAACCUUGCUCGCUGCUGGCUUAUGGCUUAGUCGAGACGAAGCGGCUACUGUUUCGGAAGCUGGAUUGCAUUUUCUGCAGUGCUAUGCGAAAUGUGCACGGAUUUGCCUGGACCGCUCCAUGUGCAGAUAUAACUUGACUCCGAAGCUUCACUUCUGGCAUCACCUGUGCUUAGAAAUCCGCCAAGGCCUUGAUCGAAAUCUUGAUGCCUUCUUGAAUCCACUCUGUGAUUCCACAUUUGCCGAUGAAGACUUCGUUGGCCGAGUCAGUAGGCUCAGUCGUCGGGUGAGUCCACGCUUGCAGGCCUUGAGAACCAUAGGCCGUUAUCUCGUGGGCACAAGGACGCAGUUACGGCAGGGGUAG